Strongylocentrotus purpuratus (purple sea urchin) is the source of this 1545-nucleotide messenger RNA. RefSeq names its product nose resistant to fluoxetine protein 6-like. Lineage: Eukaryota; Metazoa; Echinodermata; Echinoidea; Camarodonta; Strongylocentrotidae. Gene Ontology annotation, molecular function: acyltransferase activity, transferring groups other than amino-acyl groups. The transcript is spliced from 11 exons. The record is from RefSeq and is a predicted model, not a curated record. Bases 118 to 1545 code for a protein of 475 amino acids.
UGGUUAAGUUCUUUAUGUUUUAUCGUCUCUCACAACUAUGACUAUACGUGUACUCAUACGGAAACAUAUCUUUGCAUCGUUCCAGGUUUGUGGGUGCAGUUUCUUCUCUGUUUUUCCAUGCCUCGCAACCUUCCCAGGAUUCUUAGCACCAAGCAGGCUGCAGGAGGCAUCCCCUGUUUGAAUGGGAUCCGGGUUAUUAGCAUUACCUGGGUCAUCUUGGGUCACUCAUUCUCCAUGGUGAUGAACGCUGGCUUAUCAGAAAAUAUCUUUCUUGCCUUGAAAAACUACAUUCAGGAUAUCACCUUCCAGGUCAUUAUUUCUGCACCAUUUGCUGUUGAUUCAUUCUUCUUGCUCAGUGGUCUUCUCUUGUCAUAUCUCGCCUUGAAGAAGAUGAAGGACAAUGAUGGCAAACUUUCCUGGGGAUGGCUCUACUUACACAGAUACAUCAGGUUGACGCCACCCCUGGCUAUGGUGAUUCUAAUCUGGAUGUUCUUCCUACCCACUAUGAGUCAUGGGCCUGUUUCAUAUCGUUUUGAUGCAAAGGUUGACCUCUGCCGGGCUUGGUGGUGGACAGAUCUCCUAUAUAUCAAUAACUUUGUCCCUCCCGGGGUGGAGCAGGAUUGCAUAGCCUGGAGCUGGUACCUGGCCAACGACAUGCAGUUUUUCAUCAUUAGCCCUCUUCUUCUCAUUCCCAUGUAUUGGUAUGUACGACUGGAAACUUCUGGUGUUAAUGAUUUCUGGUACCUGGCCAACGACAUGCAGUUUUUCAUCAUUAGCCCUCUUCUUCUCAUUCCCAUGUAUUGGUACGGUCUUAAAGGAAUGGUAGUCUUAAUCACCACAUGUGUGGCUAGUUUCAUCACAACUGCAGUGCUUUGUUAUCAGAAUCCGGACUUCAAGGCUGCACUUCUAGCCCAAGGAACGGGAGGUAUGGCGGUCACUGCUCCUGGUACUGGAUACAUGUUUGCAACAGAUUUCCAGGGAAUCGUCUACAACAAACCAUAUUGUCGUAUCCCACCAUACCUUGUGGGCAUGGCCCUGGGCUACGUCAUGUAUGAUAUUGGAAACAAGAAGAUUAAACUAUCUCCAGUAUUUGUAGCAGCUGGCUGGGCCAUUGCUAGCGCCUUGGGCAUAGCGGUGGUCUAUGGUCUCUAUGAUGCGAACAGGGGUGCAUCCAUAACGACUCGCGCUGCUGAUAUCAUGUACCUUACAUUCAGCCGCUUCACCUGGGCCCUGGCUCUUUCCUGGGUCAUAUUCGCCUGCCAUUAUGGAUACGGAGGAGUGGUCAAUGACAUUUUGUCGUGGAACUUCUGGGUGCCCCUCAGUCGAUUGACAUAUUCAACCUACCUUAUACACCCCGUCAUACAGAGCCUGUAUGGCUACAGCUUAGCUGUUCCUAUUCAUUGGUCAAUUAUAACAUUGAGUCACCUGUUUGCGGCCUUAAUUGUGCUCCUGGCGCAUUCCUGUGCUUUGGCCAUGUGUGUCUUGGUAGAGUUUCCAUUUGGAAACAUGGAGAAGAUGUUACAGACCCAUGCAGUCAAGGCAUAA